This is a messenger RNA of Fusarium falciforme, 633 nucleotides long. RefSeq names its product Negative cofactor 2 complex subunit beta. Gene Ontology annotation, biological process: chromatin remodeling; positive regulation of transcription by RNA polymerase II; negative regulation of transcription by RNA polymerase II. The transcript is spliced from 4 exons. Gene Ontology annotation, molecular function: TBP-class protein binding; core promoter sequence-specific DNA binding; protein heterodimerization activity. Lineage: Eukaryota; Fungi; Ascomycota; Sordariomycetes; Hypocreales; Nectriaceae. The record is from RefSeq and is a predicted model, not a curated record. Bases 1 to 633 code for a protein of 210 amino acids. Gene Ontology annotation, cellular component: negative cofactor 2 complex.
AUGUUCGCUUCAAUUUACGCUGUCUAUCAAUUUGUCAUGUUUCUUCACAUGCAUACCUACUCGCAUACUCACCUAGGGACUCUACCUACAACAUCACUUUUCCAUCCUUCGUCCUUUCUCAAGCACAACACCCCCAGCUGCAUCGCAUCUUUGAUUAUUUAUUGCUUUGCUUUCUGCAUCAUGGCUCCCCACACCCCAGCAUCCGACAAGUACUGGGCGAGAAUCGACGCCGGACUGAGCAACGACGACCUCUCCCUCCCAAAAGCCACUGUCCAAAAGAUUGUCUCAGAGAUUCUACCCCCCUCAGAAGGCGUAGCUUUUGCCAAGGAGGCCCGCGACCUUCUCAUCGAGUGCUGUGUCGAGUUCAUCACCCUGAUCUCGUCCGAGGCAAACGAAAUCUCAGAGAAGGAGGCCAAGAAGACCAUUGCCUGCGAUCACAUCACCAAGGCUCUCGAGCAACUAGGCUUCACCGACUACGUCCCUGCCGUCCUCGAGGCAGCAGCCGAGCACAAAGAAGUCCAAAAGGGCCGAGAGAAGAAGGCGGACAAGUUCGCCAGCAGUGGCAUGUCCAUGGAGGAGCUUGCCCGUCUACAGGAAGAGCAGUUCGCGGCGGCGAGAGAACGCCACGGCUAG